Messenger RNA from Talaromyces rugulosus, 456 nucleotides. RefSeq lists its product as uncharacterized. The record is from RefSeq and is a predicted model, not a curated record. Gene Ontology annotation, cellular component: fungal-type cell wall. Gene Ontology annotation, molecular function: structural constituent of cell wall. Bases 1 to 456 code for a protein of 151 amino acids. The transcript has 2 exons. NCBI's taxonomy places the organism in Eukaryota, Fungi, Ascomycota, Eurotiomycetes, Eurotiales, Trichocomaceae.
AUGCAAUAUACUUCGGUUAUCCUUGCUCUCGCCGCCUCUGCAGUUGCUCUGCCCAACGUUGGCCCCAGCCCCAAGGGUGGUGAAGCCUCCAAGGGACAGCAGCCUUUCUGGCCUACCAGCGACGUCUCGGUCGAGGAGGCCAAGGCCGCCUGCGGUAACGACAACCAGAUCUCUUGCUGCAACGAUGCCACCAUCACUGGUGACCAGGUCGAGGUCGAGACCGGUCCUCUCUCUGGUGCACUGAAGAACCUCCUCGGAGGCAAGAACGGUGCCAAGGGUCUCGGUCUCUUUGACAAGUGCUCCAAGCUCAACCUCGAUGUCCUCAUCGGUCUCAACGACCUCAUCAGCAACCAGUGCAAGCAGAACAUUGCUUGCUGCCAGGGCAACAGCGCCGACUCCUCCGGCGACCUCGUCGGAGUCAACCUGCCUUGCGUUGCCCUUGGCUCCCUUCUGUAG